UAUAGUUUCUUUAACAAACAGAUUUACACAAGUAGUUACAUCAACAGUCCAGAAUUCCUCGACUAGUAAGAACAUGUCAACAAUUACAACAACAGUCUCAACUUACACAUCUCCACCAUUGUUUUCACCUGGCUCAACAACUAAAUUACCGACAACCACAUCCACAAGUCUUAUUUCUUCAACAAGUGGAAGCUCUUCGACAUCUACAGAAACAUUUUCAGCAAAGUCUUCUACUAAAGGUUCAGGUACAACAUUGAGCAACCUAUCAUUGCAUGUUUCGACACCAAGAGUCCAGACUUCUACUACUGGUACAAGCACAUCUACAUCAACAACAAUUUCUACCACUAUGCCUUCAUCAUUAUUUUCGACUGGCAUGAAUACACCACCGACAAAAACACCAACAUUCCAAAACUCCUCUAAUUCUACAAGCCAGACAACACAAUCCUUAGCUACAACAGCUACAAGCAUGCCUAUAAUACCAACUUCAAAAUCUUCUUUGGAAAUUUCAUCUACUCUCAAAAGCGUAUCUUCAGGAAUGUCAACAGCAACUUCUGAUGGUAUUCAUUCUCCAGCUUUUUCAACUAGCAUUCCUACACCAAGAACCAUGACAGCAACAAGUAUUACAUCCUCAUCAGGCCAAAGCAUAUCAAAAACUACAGCAACUUCUUCAACAAGAUUUUCUGUAGUACCUUCGGUUUCUUCAACAAACAGAUUUACUCAAGGAGUUACAUCAACAGUCCAGAAUAUUUCCACUAGUAAGAACAUGUCAACAAUUACAACAACAGUUUCCACUAAUACAUCUCCACCACUGUUUUCACCUGGCUCAACAACUACAUUGCCGACUACUACCUCCACAAGUCCUAUUUCUUUAACAAGUGGAAGCUCUUCAACAUCUACAGAAACAUCUUCAGUAAAGUCUUCUACUACAGGUUCAGGUACAACAGUGAGCAACCUAUCAUUUUAUGUUUCGACACCAAGAGUCCAGACUUCUACAACUGGUACAAGCACAUCUACAUCAACAACAAUUUCUGCCACUAUGCCUUCAUCACUUUUUUCGACUGGCAUGAAUGCACCACAGACAAAAACACCAACACCCCAGACGUCCACUCUCAAAAGCAUGUCUUUAGGAAUGUCAACAACAAUUUCUGCUGGUAUUUAUUCAGCAACAAGUAUUACAUCUUCCUCAGGCCAAAGCAUAUCAACAACUACAGAAACAUCUUCAACAAGAUUUUCUGCAGUACCUUCAUCCACUGUUAAAAGUGUGUCCUCGGAAAUGUCAUCGACCAUUUCGACUGGUGUUCAUUCAUCAGCUUUUUCAACUACUGUUUCUACAACAUCAACUUUGACAUCAAUGAAUAUUACAUCCUCCACUAGCCAAAGCAUAUUAACAAGUACAGCAAUAUCUUCAACACAUAUUUCUAAUACCCCUUCAGUGUCUUCAGUUAGCAGCUUUACAAAACAAGUUCCAACCUUAGCACAGAGUUUCUCCACUGGUAAAAUUAUAUCCACAGUUCCAAAAACAAUAUCCACUGGAAGAUAUUCAUCAGUAUUUCUGAGUGACGUGACUUCAGCACAGACUAAAACAUCAAAAACAACAUUCAAUAUUUCUUACAAUUUUACUGGAAUGUUUAAUACUACUGGAACUCCAAAUUCAGUGAAAAUUACUCCAAAACCUGUUUGCUCUUGUCGUUGGUCAGAUUGGCUGGACUUUAAGCAGCCAACAACAGGCCUUGAAGGUGGGGAAAUUAUAUCAAUUCAAAACAUCCUUUACAGCUUACCUAACUUCUGCACUGCACUAAAAGACGUGGAAUGUCGUGCAAAAAAUUAUCCCACAUUACGUCUUUCCCAGCUUAACCAGGUUGUGAAAUGUAAUGUCAAGGAUGGUCUUGUUUGCUUGAACAAAUACCAAGGCAAUACAUAUCAGUGCUUUGACUAUGAGAUUAGAGUAUCCUGCUGUAGUGGAAACUGUGGCAGUACCACAACACUGACACCAAAUUUGCCCUCAGUUACACCUGCUCUUGGAUGCAUUUGUCAUUGGUCAGGUUGGAUGGACUUUGGUAGUGUAACAACAGACCCUGAAGGUGGUAAAAUAAUUUCCAUCAGUAAAAUAUCUGAUGCUUAUCCUUUAGUCUGCUCAGCACCAAAGGUGUUAGAAUGCCGUGCAAAACUUUACCCUGAGCUUUCUCUCUCACAACUUGGCCAGAUAGUGACAUGUAAUGCAAAGGAUGGACUCAUCUGUUUAAACAAACAACAAAAUAUUACACAGCAAUGCUUUGACUAUGACAUCAGAAUUUUAUGCUGCCAUGGAAAAUGUAGCAGCUCAGAACAAGCAGCAACGACCUCUGCUAUGCAGUCACCAUCAGCAACCACACCGGUGUCUUUAGAUAUAACUUUGAAACAACAGUCUAAACCUUUUAGUACAUCAAAGUCAGUUACGUCUACCUCAGCAUGUGUUUGUCAUUGGUCAGAACCUUUGGACUUUGAUGGGCCAACAGUAGGUCCUAAUGGUGGUCAAAUAGUACCUAUCAAAAAAAUAACAGAUACAUAUCCUACAGUGUGUUCUGCCCCAAAGGAAGUGAAAUGCAGUUCGAAACUUUAUCCUCAACUUUCUGUUUUACAGCUUGGACAGGUUGUUAUUUGUAAUGAAAAAGAUGGACUCCUGUGCUUGAACAAAAACCAAGAUAUCACUCAGCAGUGCUUUGACUAUGACAUCAGAGUAUUAUGCUGUCAUGGAAAAUGUGACAACUCCACACAGGCAAAAACAACUACUCCAUCAUCAUCAGUGUCAACAAAAGCAAAAGAUUCUCCAGCUUUUAAACCUACUGAGACAACAAAUCUUAAUACUUCUUGCAUAUGUCAGUGGUCCGAAGCCUUGGACUUUGGUGGGCCAACAGUAGGUCCGGAAGGUGGUCAAAUAGUACCAAUCAAAAAAAUAACAGAUACCUAUCCUACAGUCUGUGCUGCCCCAAGAAAGGUGGUAUGCAGUGCAAAACAUUAUCCUCAACUUUCUGUUUUACAACUUGGGCAAACUAUUAUUUGUAAUGAAAAAGAUGGGCUCUUGUGCUUGAACAAAAAACAGGAUACCACUCAACAAUGCUUUGACUAUGACAUCAGAGUACUGUGUUGUUAUGGAAAAUGUGACAACUCCACACAGGCACCAACAGCUUCUCCUAUGUUGUCAGCAUCAGCAAACACACUUUCUGCAAAUGCACCUUUGGCAGCUUCUAUAUCUUCCAAGCCAUUUAAUGCAAUUCCAAUUACUGCAAUUCCUUUGUGCAUUUGUCAUUGGUCAAAAUGGUUGGAUUUUGGCACCUCAACAACAGGUCCUAAAGGUGGAAAACUUAUACCUAUCAAAGCCAUCACUGAUGCUUAUCCGAUCAUUUGUUCAAAACCACAGAAAGUUGAAUGCCGUUCAAAACUUUAUCCUGCACUUGCUCUUUCCCAGCUUGGCCAGACAGUGACGUGCAAUCUUGAAGAUGGCCUUGUUUGCUUAAAUAAAAACCAAAGUAUUACCCAGCAGUGCUUUGACUAUGAGAUGAGACUGUUGUGUUGUCAUGAAGAGUGUGUUAGUGCAACACUACCAGCAGCAGUAUCUCUAGUUUUAAACAGUUCCUCAACAAGUGUAAGGUCAACUACUUCACCCCCGAAAAGAGAUUUGGCUGCAACAAUUUCAGAAACAUUUCCAUCUCACUGUAUUUGCCAGUGGUCAAACUGGGUGAACAAUGGCAGCCCGACAACAGGGCCUAAAGGCGGUAAACUAAUAUCAAUUAAAGUCAUCACUGACACUUAUCCAACCACCUGCUCAAAGCCACAAAAAGUUGAAUGCCGUGCAAAGCUUUAUCCCGGACUUGCUCUCUCCCAGCUUGGCCAGACAGUGACAUGUAAUCUUGAAGAUGGACUUCUUUGCUUGAAUAAAAACCAAAGUAUUACCCAGCAGUGCUUUGACUAUGAGAUGAGAUUGUUGUGUUGUCACGAAGAGUGUGUUAGUGCAACACUACCAGCAGCAAUAACUCAAGCUUUACGCAGUUCCUCCUCAAAUGUAAGCACAACCACUGUACCCCUAAGUAUAGAUAAUAAUAUAACUAUAUCAAAAACAUUGAAUUCUAAAUGUAUUUGCCAGUGGUCAGACUGGGUGAACUUUGGGAGCCCAACAGCAGGGCCUGAAGGUGGUAAACUAAUACCAGUCAAAGUCAUCACUGACACCUAUCCAACAACCUGCUCAAAACCACAAGAAAUUGAAUGUCGUGCAAAACUUUAUCCUGGGCUUGCUCUCUCCCAACUCGGCCAGACAGUGACAUGUAAUGUUAAAGAUGGAUUUAUUUGCUUGAAUAAAAACCAAAGUAUUACCCAGCAGUGCUUUGACUAUGAGAUGAGAUUGUUGUGUUGUCAUGAAGAGUGUGUUAGUGCAACACUACCAGCUGCAAUAACUCAAGCUUUGCGCAACUCCUCGACAAGUGUAAGCUCAACCACUUUAGCCCCAAGAAGAGAUGUUAACACAACAAUCUCAAAAACAUUAAAUUCUAAAUGUAUUUGCCAGUGGUCAGACUGGGUGAAUUUUGGGAGCCCAACAACCGGGCCUCAAGGCGGUGAACUAAUAACAGUCAAAUUGAUCACCGACAUUUAUCCAACCAUAUGCUCAAAACCACAGAAAAUCGAAUGCCGUGCAAAGUUUUAUCCUGGACUUGCCCUUUCCCAACUUGGCCAAACAGUGAAAUGUAAUCUUGAAGAUGGCCUUGUUUGCUUGAAUAAAAACCAAAAUAUUACCCAGCAGUGCUUUGACUACGAGAUCAGAUUGUUGUGUUGUCAUGAAGAAUGUGUUAGUGCAACGCUACCAGCAGCAAUAGCUCUAGCUUCACGCAGUUCCUCCACAAGUGUAAGCACAACCGCUGUACCCCAAAAAAGAGAUGUCAACACAACCAUCUCAAAAACAAUGAAUUCUAAAUGUAUUUGCCAGUGGUCAAACUGGGUCAACUUUGGGAGCCCAACAACAGGGCCUGAAGGUGGUAAACUAAUACCAGUCAAAGUCAUCACUGACACCUAUCCAACAACCUGCUCAAAACCACAAGAAAUUGAAUGCCGUGCAAAACUUUAUCCUGGACUUCCUCUUUCCCAACUUGGCCAGACAGUGACAUGUAAUGUUAAAGAUGGAUUUGUUUGUUUAAAUAGAAACCAAAGUAUUACCCAGCAGUGCUUUGACUAUGAGAUGAGAUUGUUGUGUUGUCAUGAAGAGUGUGUUAGUGCAACACUACCAGCAGCGAUAACUCUGGCUUUACGCAGUUACUCCAGAAGCAUAAGCUCAACCACUGUACCUCCCAGAAGAGAUAUCGCUGCGACAAUUUCAAAAACAUUUCCUUCUUCUUGUAUUUGCAAAUGGUCAGACUGGAUGGACUUUGGCAGCCCAACAACCGGACCCGAAGGUGGUGAAAUUGUACCAAUGACAAAUAUAACAAACACAUACUCUAAUAUUUGUCCUGCUCCAACUGAAGCUGAAUGCCGUGCAAAACAUUACCCUGGAGUACAACUCUCACAGCUAGGCCAGGUAGUAACAUGCAAUUCUCAAGAAGGACUAGUUUGUCUAAACAAGAACCAACUUGUUACACAGCAAUGCUUUGAUUAUGAGAUUAAAGUGUUAUGCUGUCAAGGACUGUGUGGAAAAUCAUCAAAAAUUUCACCAAGAAUUCAGCGUUUAUCCCACAGUGCAGUUGUCACCCCACCAAGCUUGCCAGCUGUCACAGUUUCAUCAGGAGGUCACAUCACUGCACGUCAUGACUGUGUCUGUGAAGUUUAUGGCAAUACAUUUAAUCCAGAAUCUGAAAUUUACAAUAUAACCGAUGGUGAUGGAUGGUGUUAUGUUGCAAAAUGUGUCAAAACUGAAGAGAGGUGUGAUGUAAAAAAAAUAUCAGGACCCUGUUUAACAACAGUAUUUCCAGCAGCCUCUAUGUCACUGACAGGCAACUGUGAGAAACAUACGCCUCCCCUUACUAAUGGUGAAUCUGUCAAAGUGGGAAAUUGCCAAAUCGGGACAUGCAAUAAUGGUUAUAUUCAGUAUAAAGCGGUAGACUGUGAUCCAGUACAGUACCCUGUGUGUGAAAACAAAUUUUCACCGCUGAACAUUUCUGAUGAAUCAGGAUGCUGUUUUAAACACGAGUGCCAAUGUAUUUGCAAUGGCUUUCGUAACCUGCAUUACAUCACAUUCGAUGGAAUAUAUUACCCAUUUCAAGGAAACUCCUCUCGAGUGCUUGUGCAAGAAAUUAAACCGAAGUAUAAUUUUAGUGUUGUAGUUGAUAAUAUCUGUGACAUUGAAGAUGAUCUCUCCUGCCCCAAGUCCCUGGUGGUUCAUUAUAAAUCUUUUAAGAUCUUCAUGACUCAGAGAGUUUCUGCCGGAGCUGUUAUGAAUUUGAUUUCUGUGAACAACAAGAAAGUCAGGUUACCGUUUCAAUAUGAAGAUGUCCAUGCCACAGAGACUGGCAUCGAGUCUAUUGUGGUCUUAUCUGAGAUUGAUGCACAGAUCUCUUUUACUGGCACAAUGUUUUCCAUCCACCUCCCAUGGCAAAAGUUUCAUGGUAACACAGAAGGACUCUGUGGCGUGUGUGAUAAUGACCAAACAAAUGAUUGUCGUCUGCCAAAUGGCACCAUUAUAUCAUCUUGCCAAGACAUGGCUUCAUAUUGGCAUGUGCAUGAUAGCAACAACAGCAAAAACUUUCUGCCAUCGAGACCAGAGUCCACCACAGUGUCAUCAUGCCCGUCUUCUGCAAUGUGCAAAAUCAUUGAACACAAGAUCUUUGAGAAAUGUCACAGGUUUGUCCCAGUUGAACCAUAUGUGUCAGCAUGUACAUUUGAUGUGUGUAACAAGAGCAAUGCAACCAUUGGCUGUGCCAGUCUACAGGCCUAUGCUCACGAAUGCGCAAUGGCAGGAGUUUGUGUAGACUGGAGAGAUGCGACAAAUGGAGUUUGUGAUUUUAAGUGUAAAAGCCCACAGACAUAUUUAGCAUGUGGCCCUCAAGUGGAACCAACCUGUGAUGAAAGAUUUAAUCAGAAACAUUUGCAUGGCAAUAAUGCAUUCAGUAAUUCAGAAUCAAUGCUGUGGGAAGGAUGUUAUUGUCCAAGAGGCACCACACGUUUGAGACACAACUCUAAUAUAUGUGUUCCAAGCUGUGAUUUUAAGCAGUCCAUCACAACAUCUUUCUCCUAUCAGAAACACAGCGCAUCGGUCUGAGACUCACAGGUUUCAGGAUCCAGCACCAUCACUGAUGGAAACAAAGCAUAACAGAGACUUUUGAUUCAGCUGGAAUUAAAUGUUAUUUUUAAAUCUUAGUUUACCUGUAAAUUAUACUUUACUCAUACUUGUGUACAUGAAUAAAAGCUGUAUAAAAAUGCUGCAUUUACUAUAUUUAACUGUAUUUAUCCAAAAUAAAGAACAUAUCAUAUGAAA
Molecule: messenger RNA, 7432 nt
Organism: Danio rerio (zebrafish)
Lineage: Eukaryota; Metazoa; Chordata; Actinopteri; Cypriniformes; Danionidae
Source: RefSeq, a predicted model, not a curated record